CAAGUGUUGAUGCCUCAGCGUCAUCACCGCGCGUGAACAAAAUCCUCGGAUAAACAAGGCUAAUAAUAAAGUUUACAGCUUCAGAUGUGUGAGGGGCCGUCAUCAAUAUCUGGGCCAAUCCCCCCGGAUCCUUCUCUGUUCCCUCAGUACUACAAACGACCUGCUUCAGCUCGUGGACGUUUAGAGGGAAACCACAAUGGGACUUUGGCCUUGCUCUCAGGGCCACUUGCUCCAGAUCCUGUGUUGUACCCUGGCUGCUACAGUGCUCGUUCCCCAGCACAUCCUCCCCGUGUUGGCCCCAAUGCCACCUAUAUCCUGGAACGAGGACAAAGAGGUGUAGUGGGGGAACUACUCAAACUAGAUGGUGUUUCGAUCACUCCUGUUCCCAAACAGAAACAGCGAGUACAUGACUUUAGUAAAGAGAAUGUGCGUCGUCUCCGGGAGAUCCAGAGACGCUGCAAAGAGCAGGAGGCUGAAAGAGCACAGUCUCGUCCGGCUCCUGUCAAAGCUCUUUGGACCUCCUCCAAAUACGAGAAUGUCCCAUCCAGGGUGAUGGCCCAGCUACAGGUUUCUUGUCCAUCUGUUAAACCACAGUGUCAAAAAUUUCUGAAGGCUCACUCUAAUGGUGGAUUUACUGCCCCACCAAGACCACACUCCAAAGCUUUGCAACGCCCUGCGUCGUGCAACUCUUUACAUGACCAGGAUUUGCAAGUGAAAGGUCAGACCAUAGACUUCAUAAAACAUAAUGCCCAGGCUGCAAGAAAAACUGUGCUGCGUCGGUCACAAUCACUGACAAAUCUAAGAGAUAAGCCUGUGCCCAGUGCAGUCAAGGGACAGGUGCCUCAGUAUCUUGAGGAGAGGAAGGAGCUUUGGCGUAAAGAAGAGGAAGAGAGGAGGAGAAACACACCUGAUCCUACAAUCCCAGCUGGUCAUGCCCUGAUGCCUGAGAGUGAGAGACAAGAGACACUGAAGUCCCUCAAAGAGACUCAUUGCUCCCUGGUGACUGAGCUGCUGUCACUCCCUCUCAAAGCUGACAAUCUGAGCUUUCGCUCACGAAGGGCUCACCUCGAUUGUAGGCUUUCUGAAAUCGAGGAGGCCAUUAAAAUAUUCUCCAGGGACAAAGUUUAUAUAAAAAUUAAUUCCUAAUACAUGAAGAAGAAGAUGAGGAGGGGAAAGAAGGAAGAGGAGACGAUCCUGUAUAUCCACUGCUUUAUUGAGAUUCAUUUUCAUUUUGUAGUUGUGCAACACUGAAGCUUUUAAAAUAGAUGAUUAUUUUAACGUUUUAAAAGUAUUUUCAUUUUGUAAAUUGAAAGAACUAUAUUAUAAAUGGGGGGAUUAUUACUUGAAGUCAACCACUGAGGUUACUGAAUGUCACUUGCAUGCUGCUGAAUAACAUGCAGUUUGCUCUCGGAAGAAAAAAUAAGCAGAUGCGCUGUAAACAGUCCAUUAGCUCAUAAAUAUCAUUUGCUGAGAUGUGACUUGUUUUUGGGUUGUUGUUUUUUUUGUGUGUACUACUGAUGAAUUAUUUUGUGAA
This is a messenger RNA of Seriola dumerili (greater amberjack), 1534 nucleotides long. RefSeq names its product enkurin domain containing 1 (gene enkd1). Bases 85 to 1146 code for a protein of 353 amino acids. The transcript has 8 exons. The record is from RefSeq and is a predicted model, not a curated record. Lineage: Eukaryota; Metazoa; Chordata; Actinopteri; Carangiformes; Carangidae. Gene Ontology annotation, cellular component: cytoplasmic microtubule.